Plasmodium berghei ANKA is the source of this 624-nucleotide messenger RNA. Its product is annotated as conserved protein, unknown function. The coding region runs from base 1 to 624 and encodes 207 amino acids. Lineage: Eukaryota; Apicomplexa; Aconoidasida; Haemosporida; Plasmodiidae. The transcript has 5 exons. The record is from RefSeq and is a predicted model, not a curated record.
AUGUCGGCGAAAUCUCCGUGUUUAGAGAUAUUACCCUUUUUAUUUAGGGAAGAACAAAUUACUAAUAGAAUUCAAACGUUCCCAACAGAAACGAUGAAAAAGGCGUAUUUAGAAUUAAAGGGAUACUUUGAACAAUACAAGAUAUAUGCUGAGAAAUUGAUUAAUUUCAAUGGAUCUAUGAACGACGAAAACCAGAGAAAAGAAAAACUAACUAUUAAAUUAAGAUGUGAAUAUUAUGCUGUCUUAUUUUCCCAAUCAUCUAAGCUUUUAAAUGAAUACAUAAAUUUCCGAAAUAGGCUAAUAUUAGAAUUAGCCAUAAACGUGAAUGGAUUAAUUAGUUCUAUACAUCCAAAUAUAAUUCAAAGGCUUAAUGAGGAUGAAAAAAAAGAGUUACAAAGAUAUUGUGAAAACAUCAGAAAUGAGAGAACUAAAUCAAAACUGCAGAAUAAACAUAUAGUUGGUUUAUUGAAUGAUUUAAUUAUAGAAGAUUUAAAUUAUGAUGGGGUAGAAGACGAUAAAAGAGGUCGAAGCGUUUUUUAUGCAGCUGGAAUGAAAGUCAGUGUUUUUGAGGAUAAAGCUGUAGAUCUACAAAAGUGUGAAUGGGCAAAAAUUUUAAAAGACUAA